Molecule: messenger RNA, 1035 nt
Organism: Anopheles marshallii
Lineage: Eukaryota; Metazoa; Arthropoda; Insecta; Diptera; Culicidae
Product: ras-associated and pleckstrin homology domains-containing protein 1-like
Exons: 3
Coding region: 1-1035 (344 amino acids)
Source: RefSeq, a predicted model, not a curated record
AUGGUGAAAUAUUUUGUGAUGAUGGCAACGGUUGUUGCAAUCGCGCAAGCUCUAGACUCCGGGGAAGCGGGGAUCGAUGUGAAGAUCAACGUGGAGAAGAAUUCCAACUCGUACCUGAGUGGACGGCUAUCACAAGGAUCGUUCGUGUAUGGGCUGAACGUGGAUAAGCAGAAAGACAACCAUUUCCAGCACAAAGUCAAGGGCCCGGAUGAUGUGACGUACGGUUGCUACGGGUUCGUCGAUCCGGACGGUAAACCACAUCUCGUGCACUACGUAUCCGAUCUCAAAGGAUACCGUGUCGUACAACCGGACUCCGCCACCAAGAUUUACGUCGCGCGUCUCGAGAGCAGCAUAAACAACGUAUAUCAGGCACCACAGGAGAAGAACGUCCAGUGGAAGGAUCUGUUCUUCCCGCCAGCCUGUAAGCAAGCGUUAAAUGAAACGGAGCUAGACAUCACAUCGGCACCCACUACCACAACCACCACACCUCGUCCAUUUGUGCCUAAAGAACGCGUGACACCAACCCCAUCGCCUCCAACACCUGCCCCUGAAGAGGAUACACCUCCCACCACCCCACGUCGUCCACCUGUAAAACCAUCACCAACCCCGACGACCACAACACCUUCACCCUCAACACCUGAAGAGGAAAUAGCACCCUCCACACGUCGUCCAUCUUUGCCAAAAUACCCCUUGACACCUAGACCAUCGAAACCGCUGCCACCACCAAACGUGAUAACAAACGAUCCAGAGCCCAAGCCCAGCGAUAUGUGUUCGUCGGUUGUGCAGGCCCCACCGACCCAGCCCGCCUGCUCGAAGGUAUGCGACGAGCUCAAGAACGAACUAGAGGACAUUAAGGGGAAACUUAAUACCCUGCUAGAUACGUUGGCGGAGAAACCGAAAAGUGGAGCAGAUGGUAGUGGUACCAAGUUUGCCUACUUCCCGGUCAUGCUAAGUGAUGGACUGCCAGAUGGAGUGGAUGCCAGCUCUUCCAAGUUUGUGUUCCCAGCGGCUCCACAACAGUGCGGUAAUCAGUAA